AAGUUUUCGCCCAAAUAGGCGGCAGCGGCCAGCGCAAAAUUUGAACGAAACCGCCGCGCCGGCCGCCGGAGCCCGAGCCACUCAAUACUCCCGUGUCCAGUCCAAUCAGCCGCCUCUCCUCUCACAGCUGCGCACACGCCGCCACGAUUCAAGACCGCCGCCCGCUAGUCUCGAAGGGCCGCGACGGGAGGCAUGGAAGGUGACGGCGAGACCUCGGCGGCGGAGGCGGCGCUCGGACUGAGCCCUCAGACCUUCAUCAACGAGGUCCUCAACUUCGUCGACGACGUCUGCUUCCAGGCCUUCGACUACUGCCUCCAGGAAGGCGCCCCCACGGCGGUCGGCGCCGCCACGGCGACCAAUAAGGCCGAGGAGCUGAAACGGGGAGUAAAUGAAAUUCACCACUUGGUAAAGGAUGUAUUGGACAAGAGAAUGAACAAUUGGGAGAUGUAUUGCCUUCGGAAAUGUUUAACUGUACCUGAAGGAUUUGUGGCACCUGAAGAUGAUAAUUCUUCUGCAAUGGUGUUGCAUAAAGAUGGGAAUUCUGAUUCGGAACUGGAUGCAGAACUUAAUUCUUUGAGAAAAAAACUGGCAGAUGCUAACAAGGAAUCUGAAGAACUUCAAAGAGAAAUUUCUUCCUUGGAAAGGCAAACUACAUACAAGAGUAACCUUAAUUCCUCUAUCGCUGAAGUACUGAAGUUGUUUGAAGACAAAUCUGUUCAGGAGAAUAUACAAGCUAUUGCGAACACAAUACCAAAAUUGCACCAGAAAAUGAAGGUUAUGAAAAGGAAAAAGGUUGAGCUUGAGGCCAUGGUGGGCCAAAAUGUUUGGAACGUCAAUUGUCUUAGAGACCAGAAGCGUUUAGCACCGGGUUCCGCUCCUAGCACUGAGGACAUGCAAGAGGUGAAUGCGGCUGUGAAUGACUCGCGGAAGGAGUAACAUGUGUUGUGGGGGUUUGCAAUAUGAGGAUGUCAACCGCCCCCAUGUACUACAAAGUCCCCUGUAAUGUUGUCAAGCUACCCUCUCGCUAGCUACCUGAACUGCAGCUCUAUCAGAACAGCUGUAUGUACAUGUCAACAUCUAUACAUAUGUUGUCUCUCCAGACUCAAAAGACCACUAGCACAGUAGCACUCUCCAGUCUCCAGCAUUCUAUAAGAUCUCUAGUGCUUAAUCCCAUCCGUCUACCAUUGUUGCCGCUGCACGCAAUUGAGAUAAACAAAUAGAAAGAUCUGCAGUAGACUCUCCCUGGGUGUGUUCCUGUCGAAUACAACCUUUUUGUUUGUGUAUAAAAAAUUGUCCAAUGCUCCUUUGUGUUGGGUUUCUUCUUUA
This is a messenger RNA of Triticum aestivum (bread wheat), 1326 nucleotides long. Its product is annotated as protein MIS12 homolog. Lineage: Eukaryota; Viridiplantae; Streptophyta; Magnoliopsida; Poales; Poaceae. Bases 193 to 936 code for a protein of 247 amino acids. Gene Ontology annotation, cellular component: MIS12/MIND type complex; nucleus; chromosome, centromeric region. The transcript is spliced from 7 exons. Gene Ontology annotation, biological process: mitotic cell cycle; kinetochore assembly; mitotic sister chromatid segregation. The record is from RefSeq and is a predicted model, not a curated record.